UUGUGGAUUUACAGCAAAAGACAGACAGAACAUUUUUGAGCACAAUUCUCAUAGGCAAAAACGUUCUAAUAGAUGCAGAACAUUCGCUGUACCACAACAAGAAUGCAAGGAAAGAGUGUUUGGAACAUGUAGCAACAAAAGUGGCCAAAGUCUUGCAACGCAUUACCGCUGAUGACUGCAAGGCCAAAUUCUCAACUUUGUGGUCUCACUAUGGCGCUGAACUGAAGAAAACAGGCCAGAGCGAGAGCAUUGGCUCAUCCAGUGCCGUAUACAGGCCAAGAGUCUGGUAGUUUGAUGUUUUACAUUUCCUGAAAGACUUCAUUACACCACGCGAAAGCCGGUGUAACAUUCCGAACAGCGUUAUGCCUCACAACUCUGGUACAGAAAUCCCGAGGACUAGGAAGACGCCUGACAACUCAGUGAUAGAAAUCAUAAUUUUUUAUGAUGAGAGUAGUAAUAUCGAUAGCCCACCAUGUACAUCAAAUAGUGAACGCCCAGAUAUCACAAUUGAUAAUAUGGAUGUGGUGGUAGUUAACAACAGUGCUGAAUUUGAGGUGCCUAGUACUCCAGUGGUUUCUGGUGCAUAUUCCACUACACCAAAAGUUCGGAAGAUGAGAAAGAGUGAUAGUAAUCCCUUACUAAAUACAGUACUGGAGAACUUAAACUCAAAAUUAACCCAAAAGGCAUUAGACCCAUCUCCACAUGAUGCUUUGGGACACUUCAUUGUUGAAGAGUUGUCCAGAAUAAGAAAUCCAAUGACUGUGAGAGACACAAAACAUAAGAUACUGAAAUUUAUCAUGGAAGCUCAAAUAAUGGAUGAUAAUUGUUGAAUUGUAUGCAUUU
This is a messenger RNA of Schistocerca americana (American grasshopper), 843 nucleotides long. RefSeq lists its product as uncharacterized. NCBI's taxonomy places the organism in Eukaryota, Metazoa, Arthropoda, Insecta, Orthoptera, Acrididae. The coding region runs from base 363 to 830 and encodes 155 amino acids. The record is from RefSeq and is a predicted model, not a curated record. The transcript is spliced from 6 exons.